ACGGCGACUACGGUGGCAACGUUAAAGCUCAUCUUCGACUUUGCACUUUAGUAGCUUGCAAGUCUCCACCACCGUCGUUCUCGCCAAGAAAAAUUGCUGAAGCGUCCACCGCGAGCUUUCUUAUAGCCUUGCAAUGUAGAGUGACAUGGCUCUGCUCGACGUUAAGUUUACGAAAUUCGACAACCGGCCAUGGGGCUUUCGUCUGGCGGGAGGGAGCGACUUCCCCGAGCCUCUGACUGUCAUUAGGGUAGCAGAGGGAAGUCUGGCAGAGUGUAUGGGCCUGAAAGUUGGCGAUAUAGUCGUAAAACUAAACGAUCGAGAUAUAAGCGACUUGACACAUGGCCAGGCUCACGAGGCGCUAACUUUAGCCGGAAACAAUUAUGUUUUAUCAGUUAAAAGAAGGGAAGAUCCAAGCGCAGCUCUCGAGGGUAUCGAAGAGAAGAUCGAACCGUAUAUGCGCCCUAUUGAACAAAUCUUAUUCGAUUCAAUUGAAGAAACUACUGAAAUUAUAGAAGAGACCAGCGAAACAAUCGAGGCAGAACCUGAAAAGGAGCCUGUUGAAGAAUAUCCAGAAAAACCACGGGACCAAAACAGUGACCCUGUUCCGAACAAAAACCUAACGGAUGAAGAAAUUGCUCAACUGAUACUUGACGAAGAAGAAGUUCUCCGUGUUAAAGAAAAGGGAGUACUAGGGGUUGAUUUCAAAAAGCUUCGACCUCGGGCACCCCUUUUAAAAGAGUCCAAAGUAUUUGCGGAACUACAGCAAGAGGCUAAUACCGAUCCCGUAGAAAUUCAGAAGCAAAACGCUCUUAGCUCGACAUUUUUACAAAGGCCCGAUCGUCCUGUGCCGAAGCCUCGCUUGAAUUCUGUUUCCGAAUCAGAAGCGGAAGUCGAGCCCUACAGAGUCGUGAUAAAAAAGCAGCCUAAAAAAAGCGUGACAGAGAAACUUUUAAAAAAGGGUUUGAUCGACUCGUCGCGUCUGUCGCAAACACCCGAACCAACGCCACCAGCGGAGCAAGCAGAAGAAGCCAAUAAUUCAACGACGCCGGAACCUAAACAACAGGCUGCAGUUUCUGAAACUGAAUCACGCCCUCAAUCGCAAGCUGAAAUAAUUGAAAUUAUUGAUUCUGUAGAAACCGCAGGAGAAGAAAAAGGCGAAACACAAGAAUCAACGGAACAAUCAGAGCCUAAAAUUGAAGAGCCAGUAGAAGAAGAGGUAGACAAAUCAGUAACUCAGGUUUUGCUUCGUCGUCCUUCAAACCCAGAAGUUGACGUUGAGGUGGCGGUCACGAUGGAUCGAGACAAAAUCAAGGAACUUGUUACGACGGAAAUCAGUUUGGAACGGCAGCUAGAGAACGUCCAGAGUCAACUGAUGGCUUUGAAACAGUUGCCAAGCGAAAUCGAAAGGCAUUUGAAAGUCGUCUCGGAGCAGCUUCACAAGAUCAUGGAGCUCAGUGGCGUCGAGCACGACCGAAUAGCCAAGGAAGAAGAAGAGGAGAGGGCUGCAUCGGUCUUAGCAGAACGUGAAAACGAAGAGCAGAACAAAGAGGAUGAAGAGGCACAGAAACAGCUUCAGGAGCAGGAAGAGCAGCGCCAUGAAGACGAGCACAGGACUUAUGAUGUUGAGGACGGAAGGCAAUCGGCGAAUUCGGAAUCCUCGAGUUGGGCGCCCAAUCUCGCAUCUCUCGACGAGGACCUUCUUACCAAUACCGAAUCCAAGGAGCUCGAAAUAUCUGUAAAAAGCGACAAGGACGACGGCUCGAGCGUGAAAAAAUACAUUGUCUCCUACGAGUCCAAAGUUAUUGAAGAGACCAAAGCAGCUAAGCGUUCUAGAGAUCCUAGUCCAGCUGUAUCUCAAAGGAGCUUCGAAGCGGAUCCAAAUAUAGGUUUACACGAUCAACUUGUUCAAGAACUGAAGCACAGGCAAGGGAGAAAGCGAUCGCGCGAACUCUGGCAGCCGCAGGCUAGGCAGCUCGAGCUCACUUACGGCCGGCGCUGGAGAUGUCCCAAUGAUUUCUUCAACGACGAUAUGAUUGCCGAUGUCCUCUCGUCCCAGGCCGAGGUGAUACGGGGCCGAGCCAUGGGGGUGAACUUUAAAAAGUUCGAGAAAGCCAAGGCUCUGCCGAAUUACGAUCACUUGAUGGCUUCGAGCGUCUACAAGAUGAUUCAUAAGAUGGAAGUUGAACCGAAGAAAGGAAUUCCUGCGCGGCCCUCGAGAGUCGUCGCAGCCGAAGAUAUCAUUGAGAGGGUGAAUACGCCUGUAUGCGGCAUGUCCAACAACACGAGUGUCAGGAGUGAUUUCAAUUGAGCGGAGAGCCCCCGGGCAAGACGACCAAAGCCUCUGAAACCGACUUCCGACAGUUCAACAUACUCUUUUUACUAAAAACAAAAUUAGACAAAUUGUUAUACAGCCUUAAAUCAUCGUUGGCUUGAAUCAUAGCUUAUAAAAGUUUAACCAUAAAAUAUUUUAUCUGUCAUUUCAAAUUCAAUUCAUCCGAUAUAAUGUGCAAGUUUUUACUACAUUAUGUUCAUUUUUCGCAUCAUUACUGAAAUGUCAUAGCAAAAAAGUAGCGUAAUAGUCCUAGAAGUAUAAUGUUUCAUAAAACACGGUCAUUCCGAUCCUCUGGAAAGAUGACUUUUCCUAAUGGAAAUAAUUGACCUCUAUUUCUGUGACAAAAAAAUGAGCGUAAUUUUUUCUUUAAUUUUUUGAGCGAUUCACUAUUUUAUAUACACGAA
This is a messenger RNA of Trichogramma pretiosum, 2736 nucleotides long. RefSeq names its product FK506-binding protein 5-like. Bases 146 to 2308 code for a protein of 720 amino acids. The transcript has 13 exons. Gene Ontology annotation, molecular function: sequence-specific DNA binding; muscle alpha-actinin binding; actin binding. Gene Ontology annotation, biological process: regulation of mRNA processing; muscle structure development; regulation of transcription by RNA polymerase II. Gene Ontology annotation, cellular component: stress fiber; Z disc; nucleus. The record is from RefSeq and is a predicted model, not a curated record. Lineage: Eukaryota; Metazoa; Arthropoda; Insecta; Hymenoptera; Trichogrammatidae.